AUGUUUGAUCCUUCUUCAAAAUCGUUCAAUACCCAUUUGAUAUUCCCCAGAACGUUCGAUGAUCAUCAAGAUUCCGGCGUCUGUUCACCUCCUCUGUGGAAGAACAGUCCUCCCCACAUUCAAACCAAUCACCACAACCUCUCCGCCGUUUCCAAGGCUCAAGCCAUCGCUCGUGGUCAACGAGAGCUUAUGGAGAUGGUUAGCAAGAUGCCCGAGUCGUGCUACGAGCUCUCCUUGAAGGAUCUCGUCGAGGUGAAAACAGAGGAGGAGAAUGAUCGGAAGGUGUUCGACGAAAUGCCUCAGAGAAGGAAGAAACAGAGUAAAGGUGUGAGGAAGGUGAGGAGUGAUAGAUGGGUUGACCCGGUUCGAGGAAACAGUAGUGGGUUUCUUCUGAAAAUGGUGUUUCCUGUUAGCUUGGGUGGUAAGAAAAGGACGAAGAAGAGGGAUGAGGAUGAUUGUUCUGUGACGAGUAGAGGCUCUUGGGUUUCUCCGAGGGCUUCGGUUUCGGAGGAUAAAGAGUGGUGGAAGUCAGAGUCGAGUGGGAGUUUGAGAGGUGUGACGAGGAUCAAUAGUGGGAGCUCAAAGAGUAGUGUUGGUAGUAGCAGCAGAAGCAAUAGCGAUCGUAGCCGAAGCAGUCUAAGGGAUGAAAAGAGCGGAUGCUUAUCUUUCCUCUGGAGUGUAAAUUUACGAGAUUGAAACGAAAAUUUCUUCACUGGUUGUACAAGAUUACUGAUUCAUAUAACUGGAAUCCAGGAAUGGUGAAGAUGACAUGAACAUCUUCUUCAAUGUACAGCCGAAGAUUCUAUAUCCCUUUCUCCUCUUCUUCUUGUAGUUCCCCUUUCUUUGAGUUUUCUUUGUAAGCCUAUUGUCAAUAUUUGUCAUGUAUCUAUAUAGAGGCUAUGAUGAUAUGUUAUAUGUAGAUUGAUACUCCAGCUUGUGCUAACAUAAAC
Molecule: messenger RNA, 950 nt
Organism: Eruca vesicaria subsp. sativa (arugula)
Lineage: Eukaryota; Viridiplantae; Streptophyta; Magnoliopsida; Brassicales; Brassicaceae
Source: the annotation of a GenBank genome assembly